Vigna unguiculata (cowpea) is the source of this 2252-nucleotide messenger RNA. Its product is annotated as heavy metal-associated isoprenylated plant protein 32-like. The record is from RefSeq and is a predicted model, not a curated record. Gene Ontology annotation, molecular function: metal ion binding. Lineage: Eukaryota; Viridiplantae; Streptophyta; Magnoliopsida; Fabales; Fabaceae.
CCUCUCCUUCAUUGUCAUUUAUGAUUUUUUAAGCAUUCCCACCUCACAGUCUUCAAGCCAAGCCAAAACCAAACCAUGAAAGAGAAAAAUAGAAAACCCAAGUGUGGUUAAAGUAGAUUCUCCUCCAAGCCAAACCUCAUUCUGGAGUUACCCUCUUAAUACCAUUACAGAGGCUCCUCCUUAGUAGUAGCUACAUUUCAUACCAAAAUACCAAUAAAUAAAGAACAAAAGCUUGGAGGCACCAUUCUCUCUGUGCUGUUCUGAUCUUUCAUUUUUUUUUUCUCUCUUCUGCUUUGCUUGCCCCUCUUUUUUCCCAAUGACUACACCUCACUCUCUCUCUCUCAAACUCUGAGCCAACCGCUGGUUAGGCUCCUGUCUCUUCUCGGAGACCCACAAAACCAUUUCUUUUCUGUCAUUUCCUCUAUGUUUGCUUCCCAAACAAAGACCCUCUAUUACCCCUUCUGUCAUUUGCUCCUCAGAUCUAUCGCCUCCCUUUUGCGCUGUUCUGCAAGUUACAAUCUUUUUGUUUGUUGGGGUGUGAGACAUGAGUAAAGAGGAAUUCUUGAAGAUACAGAAAUGUGUUCUUAAAGUGAACAUACACUGUGAUGGGUGCAGACAGAAAGUGAAGAAAAUCUUGCAAAAAAUUGAUGGUGUGUUCACCACACAGAUCGAUGCUGAGCAAGGGAAGGUGACGGUUUCGGGCAAUGUGGACCCCAACCUUCUCAUCAAGAAGCUUGCGAAAUCAGGGAAACAUGCAGAACUCUGGGGCGCCGCACCUAAACCCAGCAACAAUCACAAUAAUAACCAGAACCACCCUGCCAAUGCCAACCAGGUCAAGAACAUGCAAAUUGAACACCUCAAAGGUAUGGGAAACCACAACCAGAACAACAAAGGUCAGAAUCCCAAGGGUGGUGGUGGUGGUGGAAAUAACCAACCCAAAGGUGGUGGUGGUGGUGGUCAACAACAAGGACCAAAUCCUCAACAGCAACUGCAGCUGCAGCAGCAGCAACAGCUCCAGCAGCUCCAGCAGCAGCAGCAGCUCCAGCAGCAGCAGCGGCUCCAGCAACAGCUACAACAACUUCAGCAGAUGAAAGGGUUUCAAGAUCUGAACAUCCCUCAAUUCAAGGACCUCAAGCUGCCCCCUCACAACCCCAACCCCAAAGCUGUUAAAUUUGAUAUUCCGGAGGAUGACGAAGACUUCACCGAAGACGACGAAUUGGAUGAUUUUGACGAUGACGACGAAUUUGACGAAGAGUUUGAUGAUGACGACGAAGAUGAUGUAAUGGAUGAGCUUCCUCCUAACAAAAUGAAACUACCACCACAGAUGAUGAAUGUCCCCAAGGCUGUCAAUAAUGUUGCUGGAAAGAAAGGUCCAGGACCUGUUCCUUUUCAGGCGCAUGGGGGAGGACAAAAAGGUGGUGGCGGCGGCGGAGUCAGCAUGGGUGGUGGCCACCAGGGUGGGGGUAACAAAAGUGGCAACAAUGGUGGUGGUAAAAACGGAGGUGGUGCAUUGGAGGGUAAAAACGGUGGUGGAGGGAACAAGAAUAACAACGGAGGAGGAGGAGGAGGAGGUAACAUUCACAAUAACAUGAACAUGAAUGGGGGUAAGAAAGGCAAUCCGAUGGGUGGAGUUGGUGUUCAACCACCAAUGAACCCUGGAUUCAGAAACAUGGGUGGUGGUGGUGGUCCCCAUGCUAUGUCUGGGCCGAAUGUGGGUCCCAUGAACAUGUCAAUGCAGAACAUCCCUGCCGUGCAGGGACUUCCGGCAGCGUCGGUCAAUGGCGGCGGAUACUUUCAAGGUGGUGGUGGUCCGAAUGGAAUGGCUGGAAACCCUUUCCAGCAGCAACAACUUUUACAACAUCAGCAACAGUUACAGCAGCAACAACAACAGUUACAGCAUCAACAACAGUUACAGCAGCAGCAGUUACAACAACAACAGAUGGGUGGAAUGAUGGGAAAUGAGAGAUUCCAGCCAAUGAUGUACGCCCGGCCUCCGCCGGCAGUGAAUUACAUGUACCCUCCCUAUCCCUACCCUCCUCCAGACCCUUACACCCACUUUUUCAGCGACGAGAACACCUCUAGCUGCAACGUAAUGUGAAUCUGAAUCUGAAUCCAUCACAGAUCCCAUCUCAUGCGCCUUCUGCAUAUCUUCUUCUUCGCAAGUUUCUCAUUUUCAGAUCUAUAUUAUUAUAUUAUACAACAAUGCAAAUCAGUUUCAUAAUUGUAGUAUCUUAUUUUUCUUUCAUCCCUUU